CAUUCGAUACUCCUCCAGGGUUAUCGUUACACUGUCAGCUACCAUUAUUUACAAGCUCCAUCACACUCCUUCGUUAUCUCUUUGUCCUCAGCACACACAAAGGUAUUAUCAGAUGGUUAAGAUGGAAAUCAUCUCCAAGGAGUCCAUCAAACCUUCCUCUAAAACACCCGAUCGCCUCAGAACCUUUCGACUCUCAAUGUUAGAUCAAUUCACUCCACCUUCCAGCUAUGUCCCUCUUAUUCUUUACUACUCAUAUGAUGAGAGUACUAGCAACGUCAAGCAAGCCAAGACUUCGUCUCUCCUAAAAAGAUCGCUCUCGGAUGCCUUAUCUCUCUACUACCCAUUAGCUGGAAGGAUGACAAGUGAAAGCGCUGUCGAUUACAACGAUCAAGGCGUUGAUUUCUUAGAAGCCCGGGUUGAUGCCAGCCUCUCAGAAAUCCUCAGGCGUCCGCAAGUUAAAGUAUUGACUCAAUUUGUUCCAAGCACAAGUGAAGGAAGUGGUGGUUUCCUAUUGGGCAUUCAGUCGAACUACUUCAACUGUGGGGGUAUAGCUAUUGUUAUCUCCAUUUCCCACAGAACUGCUGAUGCAUGCACCUUGAGCAUGUUUGUUAAGGCAUGGGCAGCCACGGCUCGUGGCAAUACCAAUACGGUGACGCCCAGUUUCGUCACGUCCUCUCUCUUCCCGCCCAAAAAACGGUUUGGGCAGCCGAUGAGUUUUGAAAGCCCGAAACAUUGGGCAGACACUCGAAGGUUCUGCUUCAGUAGCUCAAAAAUAGCUGCUUUGAGAGCUGAAGUUGGGGCCACUGUGGUUCAGCCUACCCGUGUUGAGGUUGUAACGGCAACGAUUUGGAAGCGCGCCAUGGCUCAAAAAGGGCGUGACCAAUGCCGCCGGUCAGUGGCGUGUCAUGCGGUGAAUAUAAGGGGGAGGAUGGACCCGCCUUUACCGGAAUGUACAUUCGGGAACCUCGUCUGGGGAGCAGAUGUGUCGGGAUACCGUGAGCUGGAUUUGGGUGAGCUGGUGAGCAAGAUGAGAGAAGCGGUUGGGAAAAUUGACGGCGAGUUUUUGAAAGAGUUGCAAGGGGAAAAUGGAUAUGAUGUGGCUGUGAGACAUUCUAACAAGGCAGUGGAGUGGUUCUUGGACAAGGAAGUGGAUUGCUUCCUGUUUACUAGUUGGUGUAGGUUCCCGUUUUACGAGUCGGAUUUCAGUUGGGGGUAAGCCUAUCUGGGUGAGUAGUGCAAGUUGGGCUGCUCUGAACACGAUUGUGCUGAUGGAUUCCAUGACCGAUAUUGACGGAAUAGAAGCAUGGUUCACAAUGGCCGAAGACUGUACAUAUGAUGAAAUUUGAAGAGGCGGCCAAGCUCCUAUCCGCCUCUUCAAAUUUCAGUUGUUAUGCCUUCGUUAUGCAUUUCGGUUUCUCUCUAAACAACUUCCAUUUCCAUUUCCAGUUUGAUGGUAACUUCUUCUUCUUCUCUUGUUGCUUUCUGUCUUCUUUCUGCUUUUGAAGUGAAAAUUUUUAGAUGGUAAUAAUCAAAACAUACAAGGAAUGUUUCUUUUGGGGUAAUUUGAAUCAAUUUCGCCAAACGCAACUUUUAAUCACAUGGCCUGGACUACAAAUCGGAGCUUCCUUCCACAACG
Rhododendron vialii is the source of this 1636-nucleotide messenger RNA. Its product is annotated as stemmadenine O-acetyltransferase-like. The coding region runs from base 113 to 1216 and encodes 367 amino acids. NCBI's taxonomy places the organism in Eukaryota, Viridiplantae, Streptophyta, Magnoliopsida, Ericales, Ericaceae. The transcript has a single exon. The record is from RefSeq and is a predicted model, not a curated record.